Boleophthalmus pectinirostris (great blue-spotted mudskipper) is the source of this 2332-nucleotide messenger RNA. RefSeq names its product phosphatidylinositol 4-phosphate 5-kinase type-1 beta-like. Lineage: Eukaryota; Metazoa; Chordata; Actinopteri; Gobiiformes; Gobiidae. Bases 327 to 851 code for a protein of 174 amino acids. The transcript is spliced from 5 exons. The record is from RefSeq and is a predicted model, not a curated record.
UCGAGCAGAGAAAUGGCUCUACGUAAGGACGCAGGGCUGGGGCAGAGCACGGGGCUUCUCUGCCCGCUGUGGGGCUCUCUUCAGUGAUAUUCAGCGGCCGGUGGUGAGAGCGCGGCGAACUGCGUAUAUCCACUGAACUGCGUUUGCCAGUGGUGGUGUGGGAAACGACGCAGCAGCGACGUAAGAUUUCUUCAAAGACUGCAGCACAACGUGACUUCUACAGAGGCAUACAGCUUGUUCAACAUCCAGUCCAGAGGUACAAACAAUGGCCCAAACUCAUUUUCAAGGGAUUUUGCCAUGAUUCGCCAGGUGUUUCUCUAAGCAAGAUGUCAACCACAACUGAAAAUGGGAUGGGAGGGGGCACAGCCAGAGAGAAAACAUACAAAAAGACCACGUCAUCAGCCUUGAAGGGGGCCAUUCAGUUGGGCAUUGGCUACACAGUGGGGAACCUGACCUCGAAACCUGACAGAGAUGUCCUUAUGCAAGAUUUCUAUGUGGUGGAGAGUGUUUUUCUGCCGAGUGAGGGAAGCAACCUGACCCCAGCCCACCAUUACCCUGAUUUCCGCUUCAAGACAUACGCUCCUCUGGCCUUUCGCUACUUCAGAGAUCUGUUUGGAAUUAAACCAGAUGACUACCUGGUAAGGUACACAUUAUACAAUCCACCCUCUCUAAACAAAUUGUCACUAAAUAAAGAACAGUCACAAAACUUUAGGGGGCACGAGUGCUACUUGGAUGUACAGAAAUUGUGCAAAAUUGUCCUUUUGGUGCUCUUCGGUGUAGGGACCAGUCUCAAAUACACAGCUGAAAAAACUGAGGCACUCAAAAAGGACAAAAUAAUUAAACGCCUUUAAUACCACAUGGCAGAUAAAGUUAAAAUCAAACCUGUUUGUCCUGAUGAAGGCCGAAGAGCCGAAAUGCGUUGGCAAGAUAACUUUAUCUGCCAUGUCAUAUUAAAGGCUUUUAAUUAUUUUGUACUUUUUGAGUGCCACAGUUUUUUCAACUUUGUAAAGAACAGUCACAAUUUGAAACAGUCGAAGGCCUGUGUGUAGCUUUCCUUCAUUCUGGGGAAACAAGUGCCCUCGCUCCCACUGACACCCCUGUCAAAAGCCCUGUCGGAGCUAGGGUAGUUUCCUCUGCCACACUCAACAUACGUCUAUAGCUCAGUUGGUAGGUAGAGUCCACUGAUCUGAUAAUUUGGCAGGUCGAAUCCUGCUCUCGACAUAAACUUCUCUGGUUGAGCAGUCAGUUGAGCAGUCACUGACCCACAGGUUAGCGGUGCAAUUCCAGUUCCCAGAAUACUCCUUGAGCAAUACAUUUAGCCUUCUUUGUCCCCAGUGUCUGCAUACACUGGUGUAUGAGGGUUGUUGUGUCCUUGAGCAAAACACCUACCCCCCUUGCUCCCAAGUGUCUGUGUACAUUGGUGUGUGAGGGUAUAUUUGAAUAGGUGAGUGAUUCCUUGAUAUAAAGCGCUUUGAGUGCCUUCAAGGUGAAAAAGCUCUUUAUAAAAAUUUGACUAUUUACCAUGAUUUGAAAAAUUAAUAGACUGGACUGAAGUUGAAAUAUAGAAAGUCAUGCAUUGAAAGUAUAUAGCUUACUUUUUUGCUUUUUUGCCUUGAGUGAAAUGAUCUUAUGUGUGGGUUCCAGCAGUGGUUUGUACACACAGAAGGUCUUAUUGUUUAGUUAUACAACGUUUUCCUGCUUCAUCACACUGACAGUUCAUAAUAUUAAACAAACUAUCCCCAGAGUCUGUUUAAUAUUACUAUGCAUGUUCACAGCAUGCCCCUAUCAAGUCAUGAUAGAUGCAUUGUACAAACUAAAAUAAUGGAGUUGCUCUUGUUAUCCAUAGAACCUGUGUUAUAUAAGGAUUAUCUUGUUUUCUUUACAAUAAAUCACAUUGCCUACAGGUUUUGAAAUGUUGGACUCACCAUAUAGAACAAAACAAAGAUGAAAGAAGCAAAGGGACCAUUACCGGACCCUGGAGAUGGGUUAAUUUGGACAGACACAAACCUCUGGUCUUAAUUAAAGAGACAAGCACAAAGCAUAGCCAGCUUACGCACAAGGCUAAUGCAAUGAAGUGCUGACGUGUUUGUGUGCACGACUCAAGGUGACUGCAAAUAUUGAUUGAAGAAGGCAAGGGCAUAUCCACUUUUUGCUUCCUGUUGUAAUUAUUGAAUAACCCAACUCAUCUAGUCAAGUUAUGAAAGGUUCUGAAUUAGAUCAAUUUGUGUUUUGUUUAUUUACAAUUUGUAGUUAAAAAACAAUUUAUUUGCACACUUUUUUACAUAAUUAAAAUAAUAGAAAAUUUUGAUUUGGGAUACUGUUACAAGGUCUA